Molecule: messenger RNA, 3978 nt
Organism: Cottoperca gobio
Lineage: Eukaryota; Metazoa; Chordata; Actinopteri; Perciformes; Bovichtidae
Product: dynamin-1-like protein
Exons: 18
Coding region: 301-2322 (673 amino acids)
Biological process (GO): intracellular distribution of mitochondria; peroxisome fission; endocytosis
Cellular component (GO): microtubule; membrane; mitochondrion
Molecular function (GO): GTPase activity; microtubule binding; GTP binding
Source: RefSeq, a predicted model, not a curated record
AGAGGGACUUUAUAAGGCGGGACCAAACACUCCGUCUUAUAUGUGUCGACCAAUGAGGUGACGGUAACGCUCAUCCGUCAUAGUGUAUGACCAAUCGGAUGGAGGAAGAGUAAUGCGAGUACCGCCUAUGUGGUGCACUGACGGUUAUUUAUUUUGCUGCUAAUUUUGGAUAACCAUCUGGAUAAAUAGCGAUGUUUUUGACUCUCGUAUUUUUUCCUACGAAUUAUGAAGGACGAACACGUUUGUUAAGAGGGGAUAUUAUUUGUUGGACAUUGUAAGUGCUCCCAGUCUAUUGGAAGAAUGGAUACUCUUAUUCCCACCAUCAACCGGCUGCAGGAGGUCUUUCUCACAGUGGGUGCUGAUGUCAUCCAGCUCCCUCAGAUAGUCGUGGUUGGAUCUCAGAGCAGUGGAAAGAGCUCUGUGUUGGAGAGCCUGGUUGGACGGGACUUCUUGCCUCGGGGAUCCGGAAUAGUCACAAGACGACCCCUCGUGUUGCAACUUGUUCAUGUUGUCCCUCUGCAGGACAGACUGAAGACCGAGAAUGGAAAUGGGGUUAACCAAAAUGCCCAUAUCAACUACCCAGGUGUCAAAGCUGAAGAAUGGGGUACAUUCCUGCACUGCAAGAACCAGAUCUUCGCAGAUUUUCAGGAAAUUCGCCAGGAAAUUAUAACAGAGACUGAGCGCACUUCAGGUGACAACAAGGGAAUCAGUCCUGAGCCCAUAUAUUUGAAGAUUUUCUCCCCCAAAGUCCUUAAUCUCACUCUGGUUGAUUUACCUGGAAUUACGAAGGUUCCUGUUGGGGAACAGCCAGAGGAUAUUGAGGCACAAGUGCAAGAGAUGAUCCUGUCCUUCAUCUCCAAUCCAAACUGCCUAAUACUCGCAGUGUCCCCCGCCAAUUCUGACUUGGCCACCUCUGAUGCUCUGAAAUUGGCUCGCGAUGUUGAUCCAGAUGGUCGUCGAACACUGCUGGUGGUCAGUAAGCUGGACCUGAUGGAUGCAGGCACUGAUGCUCUGGAGGUCCUUCUUGGUCGAGUCAUUCCUGUCAAACUUGGCAUUAUCGGGGUGGUUAACAGGAGCCAGCAUGACAUCAAUACCCAUAAGAGCCUGGAGGACUCAAUGAGGGAUGAGCAGGCCUUCCUGCAGCGUCACUACCCCUCGCUGGCCUCCCGAGCUAGCUCACGCUACCUGGCCAAAACUCUCAGCAGGCUGCUCAUGCACCACAUACGGGACUGUCUGCCACAGCUCAAAACUCGAGUGACCGUGCUCAGUGCCCAGUAUCAGGCACGGCUCAAGGGCUAUGGCCAGCCAGUUGAAGACCAAAGCGCCACCCUGCUUCAGAUCGUCACCAAGUUCGCCAGCGACUACUGCCACACCAUCGAGGGAACGGCCAGAUACAUCCAAACCUCAGAGCUCUGCGGGGGAGCUCGGAUCUGUUACAUAUUCCAUGAGACCUUUGGGCGCACUUUGCAGUCCAUCGACCCCCUGGGAGGACUGAGUGAGCUUGAUAUCCUCACUGCCAUCCGCAAUGCUACGGGUCCGAGGCCAGCACUUUUUGUGCCCGAGGUGUCUUUUGAGUUGUUGGUGAAGCGUCAAAUUAAGCGGCUGGAGGAGCCCAGUUUGCGCUGCGUAGAGCUGGUUCAUGAAGAGCUGCAGAGGAUCAUCCAGCACUGCUCAUCCUAUAGCACACAGGAGCUUCUGCGAUUCCCCAAACUGCACGAUUCCAUCGUGGAGGUCGUGACUGGAUUACUGAGGAAGCGCUUGCCGAUUACUAAUGACAUGGUGCACAAUUUAGUAUCAAUAGAGCUUGCCUACAUCAACACAAAACAUCCAGACUUCAUGGAUGCAGCGCAGGUCUCUGCAUCUGUCAACAGUCAGCAGGCGGAGGCCACUGAUGGAGGAAAGCGCUGGAAGAACGAGAAAGUUGCGGAAGACAGAAUCCCGGCUGCAGGCUUUGGCAGUCCAAGCAAAGGCCAGGCCAUUAACUUCCUUGACACAGCGGUGCCCGCAUCCCGGAAGCUGAGUGCGAAGGAGCAGAGGGACUGUGAGGUUAUCCAGCGUCUCAUCAACUCCUACUUCCUCAUUGUCCGCCAAAGCAUCCAGGACAGCGUGCCCAAGACAGUGAUGCACUUCCUGGUGAACUUUGUGAAAGAGCAUCUGCAGAGUGAGCUGGUGGGUCAGCUUUACAAACAGCCACUGCUGCAGGAGCUGCUCAUUGAGUCACAGGACACGGCACAGCAGCGGACCGAGGUUGCUCAAAUGCUGGAGGCACUCAAAAAAGCCAAUAACAUCAUCUCUGAGAUCCGGGAGACCCAUCUGUGGUAGCGAGCGGAAACAAACAAUUCCCUUGUGAUAGGACAGCUUUGAGAGUGAGAGUGUAUGUGAGUUUACAGAACAGAGAGAGAGAGAGAGUGCGUGAGCAUGUGUGUGUUUGUCUGUGUGGCAGCACCACUGUGUUCUCAUGGACCAACGACCAUAGCACAUUUAGAUCUACUUUUUCCCGUCAGCUGUCACUCUGACCAGUACCACUGGGGCUGUUGCUUUUCACUGUGAACGCUGUGUAGCGAAGCAAAUUGAUUAAUCACUCAGGCCGAAAGAGUUACUGCAAAGUUGAAAUAUCAAAGACACAGCUGCGAACAAAUUUAUUUUCAUUCUUUUUCAUUUUGUGACAAAGUGUUUGUUGGGUCAUAAGGUUAUUGCUGUAAAUGUAAAAUGUAGAUGAUAUGUGGAGUAUCUAACUGUUCUAAUGGGUGUUUUUGCAGGAGGGGUCAAAAUAUGUCCACAGUGUACAAUUUACACUUUCCAAAAGAAAGUGGGCUUCCUCUGAGCCCCUUUAGCGGUGCUGAAACUUUGUUAGAUUGGUUGUGUUCCAACUUUAAUCCCCUUUUGUUGGAGCGAGCACUACCCAGAGAUGGAAAACAAGUGUAAAUCCAACUCAAUCAAUGCUGACUGCAAUAUAACACUGAAGACCGAGCACGGUUAAGUUGCAGAAAUUAAAGGAUGAAUGCACAUUGUUUUUCCAGCUCUGUAGUGCUAAUCAAUAUCAGGUUUAUUUUCCAGAGACAAAAUGACAUAUCUGCCUAUUUAUACUGUUAACUGUUGCACUGACUUUUAAGUUUCGUGUGUAGUCAUACAUACCGUUUCCUCUGUGUAUAGGUUUGUAAGGAAACGAGUUGGACAGCUCGAGUAUGUAGCGUAUAUUUUGUAUAGUAUUAAGAAAAAAGACCAUUUUAAAUGAAUACUCAGAGAGAGAAUAGUCAGGAGAAUAUGUUACAUGGGUAUGGUACUUCAUCAUUCGUUAGAUUUUAGACCCAGAUGGUACGACGGUAAUGUUCUGUAGUUUCUCUUUAUUCGCUCGAGCCAUUUGUUCGCUGGUUUCUGCUGUUAAUGACACGGAGAGAUAAGAUAGUCCCCAAUUACUGUCCCUGCCCAGUAGUAAGGACACUGCUCAAGUGCAAGAGACUGGAUGUGAAGAUACUUCCUGCAUGCAGAGCCAUUUGCUUCUGUGCCAAUUAUAAUUUCAUUGUGUAAUAUAUUGAUGUGUGAAAUUAUUCAUCUUAUUCCAUCUGUUCUCAACUUAGGUUGUUCUCGCUCAAGUGCAAUAGUGAUUAAUGCGAAUCUCCUCUCAUAGCCAAAACAAAUAGUUAUCCUAAAAAUGAGGCUUUUUCAGGAAGACCUGCCUUAACGGGGACCAUCAAACAGUAACUCUUGUGACUUCUUCUGUGUGAUCAGGGAACAAAUACAACAUCCUGUCACUCUGUCUUUCUGAAAGCCCUGUGUACGUUUGCAUGUGUGUGUUCAGUGUGCAUGUGAGGAUGUACGAAAGGCUAAUUUAUGUAUAUUUUGUAUUUAAAUGAAAAUGAUUAUUAUUAUUUAUGUGUUCACUUCCUAUGAGUUCUUGUCUGCCAAUAUGUGUGAUACAUGUUUACUGAAUGAACUCUGUUGAGAUUGGAGGAACUCAUUAAACCCUAACAAAGGACA